AAUCUCAAAAACCCUUGAUCAAGAACAGCACUUGGCUCCACCCAAACUGUGCAUGUGGAAACUGUGAACAUUCGUCGGAGGAAAAACAAAACGAACUCAUUAGUCACCAGUUUCCUUUUUGGAAUCAGCACAAUCUAAAUAAACCAUGAGCAGCGAGUCUGUGGCGGUCGUUCUGUCUGGCUGUGGCGUUUAUGAUGGAACGGAAAUUCAUGAAGUGGCUGCGGUAUGUGUAGCCCUCAGUAAACUCGGGAAAACGCCAGUGUUCUACGCCCCUGACAAGGUCCAAUUCCACGAAGUCAACCAUGUGAAUGGAUCAUCGGAUAAUGAGACGAAACGGAACGUCCUUGUGGAAUCGGGGAGGAUCGCCAGAGGCAAGGUGCUCGCUUUAGGGGAACUUCAAGUGACUAGUGCCGAUGCUGUGAUCUUCCCUGGAGGAUUUGGAGCGGCCAAAAAUCUGAGCACGUUUGGGGUGAGCGAAAAUCCUGUUGUGGAUCAGGAAGUGGAACGGGUGCUGGUUGAAUUUCAUGAGGCGAAGAAACCCAUUGGUUUGUGUUGUAUCUCUCCUAUAUUGGCGGCCAUGGUUUUUGGCGGCAAAGACAUCAAGGUCAAGUUGACACUUGGCAAGCAAGGCGACGGAUGGCCUUUCGGUGGAACCUUGGACAAAGCCAAAGAAUUUGGCGCAGAGGUCGUUGAGAUGAAUGUGAACGAGGUUUGUAUCGAUGAGGAACAUAAGAUUGUGACCUCGCCCGCCUUCAUGUACGAUGGGAAGUUCCAUGAAAUUCAAGAAGGUGUUACCCAAAUGGUCAACGCCGUGGUCGAUCUGAUUUAAUCAUUAUUGUACCACCCGGGAGUUACAAUAACUUUUUAGCCUUUACCAGCAUGUGCAACAUAGUGAACAAAUGGCCCUAAUUGCCGCAGCUACUCAUAGUCAAAGUUGAAGAGUUUGAUUUUCCUGUUUUGAAAUGUGGACGAGUCACAUGUUAUUCGAAAGGGUACUUAAUUGUGCAUGGAAGUACCCCAUUCGAAAUGGAAAUUUACAACAGGCAUUGAACUCAUAGUUGCUUCUCGAUUUGGUCUCAGUAUUCCACACGCAUAUACUCAUAACCAAAAAUGUUCAUAAUAAAAUAGCAAUAACUUCUUGUAAAA
Messenger RNA from Tigriopus californicus, 1146 nucleotides. RefSeq names its product ES1 protein homolog, mitochondrial-like. NCBI's taxonomy places the organism in Eukaryota, Metazoa, Arthropoda, Copepoda, Harpacticoida, Harpacticidae. The transcript is spliced from 3 exons. The record is from RefSeq and is a predicted model, not a curated record. Bases 146 to 829 code for a protein of 227 amino acids.